UACAUCCAGGUGCCAAAAUAACAGUGUAAUUCAUAUUGUAUAUAUAACAGAAAAAGCAUAUCGUUUUACUAUAUUUAAAAUGGAGUUAAAAAUUAAAGACAAAGAAUUAAAAUUACAGAUAAAGAAUUUUAAAGAUGAAAUAACGAAGGAAGCAGAACAUCUAAUAAACGAUUUUUUUCCACGAAAAUGCAUUGAGUUGAAUGAGUAUUUAAAAGCUGACCACAUGCAGCUUUCCCAUUCUUCUUCAGUCAUUGUCCCAAUAAACCUACCAAUUCCGGACCCUGUUCUUGUAAAAAAUAAUGACAGCGGUGACGCAACACCAGCGAAAAAACGCAGAGUCGUUACGGAAGAAAGAAACCAUGCCGAGUCAAUUUCUCAAAAUAUUCCAGGUAAUUUUUAA
Messenger RNA from Ciona intestinalis (vase tunicate), 400 nucleotides. The record is from RefSeq and is a predicted model, not a curated record. Lineage: Eukaryota; Metazoa; Chordata; Ascidiacea; Phlebobranchia; Cionidae.